AUGUCCCAGCUGGUGGAAUGUGUUCCCAACUUCUCCGAGGGGAACAAGCAGGAGGUGAUUGACGCCAUCUCCCGAGCCGUGGCGCAGACCCCGGGCUGUGUGCUGCUAGAUGUGGACGCGGGCCCCUCCACCAACCGCACCGUCUACACCUUUGUAGGGCAACCCAAGGACGUGGUGGAGGGGGCCCUCAAUGCUGCGCGGGCUGCCUUCCGGCUCAUCGACAUGAGCCAGCACAAAGGGGAGCACCCUCGGAUGGGAGCCCUGGACGUGUGCCCCUUCAUCCCGGUGAGGGGCGUCACCAUGGAUGAGUGUGUGCUCUGUGCCCAGGCCUUUGGCCAGCGACUGGCGGAGGAACUGGGUGUGCCGGUGUACCUCUAUGGGGAGGCGGCGCAGACAGCGGGUCGUCGGACCCUGCCAGCCAUCCGGGCCGGGGAGUAUGAGGCCCUCCCUGAGAAGCUCAAGCAGGCCGAGUGGGUGCCUGACUUCGGUCCCAGCUCCUUCGUCCCCAGCUGGGGAGCCACUGUCACAGGGGCACGGAAGUUCCUCAUUGCGUUCAACAUCAACCUGCUCAGCACCAAGGAGCAGGCCCACCGCAUCGCCCUCAACCUCCGGGAGCAAGGGCGCGGGAAGGACAAGCCAGGACGCCUGAAAAAGGUUCAGGGCAUUGGCUGGUACUUGGAUGAGAAGAACCUGGCCCAAGUAUCCACAAACCUCCUGGACUUUGAGGUCACAGCACUGCAUACAGUCUAUGAGGAGACCUGCAGAGAGGCCCAGGAGCUGAGCCUUCCGGUGGUGGGCUCACAGCUGGUGGGCUUGGUGCCUCUGAAGGCCCUUCUGGAUGCCGCUGCCUUCUACUGCAAGAAGGAGAAUCUCUUCAUCCUGGAGGAGGAGCACCGCAUCAGGCUGGUGGUGAACCGGCUGGGCCUGGACUCUCUAUCCCCUUUCAACCCCAAGGAGAGGAUCAUCGAGUACCUGGUCCCCAACAGUGGGCCUGAGCAGAGCCUGGUGAGCAAGUCUCUGUGUGCCUUCGUCCGUGAGGUGGGCGCCCGCUCGGCGGCCCCGGGGGGUGGCUCGGUGGCAGCGGCCAGUGCAGCCAUGGGUGCCGCGCUGGCCUCCAUGGCCGGCCUGAUGACCUAUGGGCGGCGCCAGUUUGAACACCUGGAUGCCACCAUGCGGCGCCUGAUCCCGCCCUUCCACGCGGCCUCUGCUGAGCUGACCGCGCUGGUGGACGCGGACGCCCGGGCCUUCCAGGCCUACCUGGAGGCAACGAAGCUGCCCAAGGACACACCUGAGGACAGGGACAGGCGUGCGGCUGCCCUGCAGGAGGGGCUGAGGCAGGCGGUGGCCGUGCCCCUGGUGCUAGCAGAGAAGGUGGCCUCGCUGUGGCCCGCGCUGCAGGAGCUGGCACAGUGUGGAAACCUGGCCUGCCGGUCCGACCUGCAGGUGGCGGCCAAAGCCCUGGAGACAGGCGUGUUUGGGGCAUAUUUCAACGUGCUCAUCAACCUGAAGGAUGUCACCGACAGCGCGUUUAAGGAGCAGACCCGCCAGCACAUCUCCAGCCUCCUGCAGGAAGCCAAGACGCAGGCAGCGCUGGUGCUGGACCGCUUGGAGGCCCGGCAGGAGUGA
Messenger RNA from Puma concolor (puma), 1626 nucleotides. RefSeq names its product formimidoyltransferase cyclodeaminase (gene FTCD). The record is from RefSeq and is a predicted model, not a curated record. Lineage: Eukaryota; Metazoa; Chordata; Mammalia; Carnivora; Felidae. Gene Ontology annotation, molecular function: folic acid binding; transferase activity.